Molecule: messenger RNA, 5268 nt
Organism: Oncorhynchus keta (chum salmon)
Lineage: Eukaryota; Metazoa; Chordata; Actinopteri; Salmoniformes; Salmonidae
Gene: dennd3a
Product: DENN/MADD domain containing 3a
Exons: 27
Coding region: 539-4549 (1336 amino acids)
Biological process (GO): regulation of Rab protein signal transduction
Cellular component (GO): cytoplasmic vesicle
Molecular function (GO): protein binding
Source: RefSeq, a predicted model, not a curated record
UCGCCAAUGCGAUUCGCUUCGAGACAUUCACCACAAAAGAGCCACUCAAGAAUAGCCGUUCGCGAACGACCAUUCACUGGUGGAAUCGUCAGUGAGCUGUGUAGAGCUACGUGUGCAGGUUAUCCCCAAUUAAGCAGGAUUUGACGCCUUCGUUAUUUCUCCAACAAAGACACCGAUGAAAAAUAACCGAUUGAAUAGAGACCUGAGGUCAUGGUCUGGAUGAUUCUACUGAGAUGGGCCUUUUCUCUAGGUGGUUCUGAUCCAGAUGGGUCCCGUGAAGGUGAAGAAAGAGGUGGAAGAAGCAGGACGCCUAGCAUUCUGACUCUAGUCUGGAUGUAUGGACUGUAGACAGACAUUGCUUCACGUCAGAUGGUGUGACUCUGUCCACACUCUGUUGAUCUUACGUUAUAUAGGAGGAGUGUUACGAAGGAGUGACGCCACCUGUUGGACUCCAAACAGAAGACAAUGCUGUAACCAGACAGCUUCGUAGACAGACACUCUGUGGUAUCUGGCCGGCUCUGCUGUUGUCUAGGCUCUGAUGGCAGAUAUUCCCUCUGGACUGCUGGAGGCUUGUGUAGUGGUUGGAGCAGCCAACGAUAAACUCAGGGAAGUCCAUCAGUCCCAUCAACAGGGCAAAAUCAAAGAGCUUCCCCUGUUGGGGGCAGAGGUACUACAGGUUCACGCCCCACCUUUUGUGACCAAGGAGAGUGUGAGUAGCGAGAUCCAUGGUCAUGCCCCGGCCUUCAGCAGGGUCCAGAGGAGGCGCUCCUUCAUCAAGAAGAAGAAGGAGAGGGCUGGAAUAGCUAACGGAGAGACAGCCAAGGGUAGCGAUGGAGGCGGCACCACCACAGAGGACAUCAGUGUCCCCAAGGACCUGGACCUCAUCGCCCUGCCUCAACUCUGUUUCCCAGGUGGUCUUCAGAUAGCCAGCGAGCAGAGAGAAGACUCGUACCAUUACCUGGUGUUUACUGAUGUCUUUGGGAACAGGACACAUGCUGUAGUGGUGCAGUACUACAGGCCUAUACAGCUAGUGACUACCCUGCAGAGCUGCCUCCAGUACAUGAGUCAUCCCAAUAAAUGCCGCCCUGCACUAAAAAUGCAGUUUUUUCAGGAUGUUGGGCACCAAAAUGGCCACCUGUCGUCCAAGUCGUCCAAUCUCUACACGGCAUACGGCAUCUGUGUCAUCUCUAAAUAUCCUUACUACAACGCUCUCCGGGACUGCCUGUCAUGUCUCUUGACCCAGCUCAAGCCCAGCUGGAUGGGGGACUUUGAGGAGAGGGUGAAGGAGUUUUCAGCCAAGCUGGCGCUGGUGCCCAUUCCCCCACCUGGGCAACUUCAUGUGGUCUUUAACCUCAGGCCUCUCCAGAUUGGGCUUCCCUCCCGGGAGGAUAAGGACCGGCCGGCUGUUGACCUAGACCUCCAUCUGCCUUUCCUGUGCUUUAGACCCCGACAGCUCCUCCAAAUCAUUACCAGCCUGUUGAUAGAGCAGAGGGUAGUACUGUUGUCCUGUGACUGGGCCCGGCUCACCCUGCUGGCAGAGAGCCUGAUGCUCUUCAUCCACCCCCUGGUGUGGCAGCACCCUUUCGUGCCCAUCCUCUCACGCCAGAUGCUGGACUUCCUCAUGGCGCCCACCGCCUACCUCAUGGGCUGUCAUCUGCACCACUAUGAAGAGGUGGCUGCGGAGGUAGCUGCGGAAACGGAUGAUCUGAUUCUGGUUAAUAUUGAUGAUGGGACCGUGUGGUCUUCCUGGUCUGAUGGGAUUGACCUGCCCGAUGUCCCGCUGGCGGCCGCAGAGUGUUUUAUAACACGGGUGGAGGGUCUCCAGGUGCACUAUGACCUGGAGGUAUGUCACCUGGGGGACAGUACAGAGGUGAAUGCGAGGAGGGCCCAGAGGAAGCAGUGGCAGAGCAAACUCAACACACACAUCCAGAACAUCACUCUGGAACUCAUCGUCAACAUCUUCAGAGAAGUCCACGAUCACCUCAACUAUGAGCACAGAGUCUUCAACAGUGAAGAGUUCCUUAGGUCUAGAGAGCCAGCAGACCAGCCAUUUUACAAGAAGGUGUUGGACACACACAUCUUCCACUCAUUCCUACGGGAUCGUCUGACCAGGAAGAUGGACGCAUUCACACGUAUGGAGCUGAGUACUCGGACAGAAGCUUACAGGCUGAGGUCCAUGACAGAGUCUCCGCGGCGGCCCACCAUGCAGGAGUUGGCCCGUAAAUACACCAGCCCAGAGAGCCGGCUCAGCAAGAGGCUGGGGGCCAGCCUGCCCAACCUGGGGGAGAGUGGGGGGUCUCUGGUGGGGCCCCUCAGGCAGACCUCCUUCAAGAACAUACAGGUGGACAGCGGUAUGAAGUCUCCCCAGAGGCCCGUGAGAUUAUUCAAGCUUCCUGAGUUCCCCCCUCCGCUGGCCUACCACUACGUCCAGAAUUACUACCAGGAGAUGAUCACCCUCCUGGGCAAGGCCAUCAGCGGGGCGGCCUCCGGGGACUCCUCUCUCCUGGCUCGCUAUCACUACCUCAGGGGCUUCGUCAACACCGUGGCUGGUAAACGCCUGGAUGCUCUAGAAGACUUCCAGAACCUCUACAAGACAGACACAGACAUCUUUCCUGGCGAGCUGGUCAACGCGCUGGUGGACUCUCUACAGGAGGGCGAACAGGCACUGGCUGACCGCCGACCCGAAAUCAAACACCUGAUUAGUCGAGUAAAGAGGGACCAUGAGAGGGAGCGGGAGCGCCAUGUCGACGAAGGUGUCAAGCGGUUCCAACUCCCGAAAAAGCACAUGCAGUUGGAGGACUUUGUGAGGCACGUGCAGGAGUCUGGGAUUGUCAAAGACCAGGGGACCAUUCACCGGUUGUUUGAGGCUCUCACUGUGGAAUGUUGUAAGAGCAGCUUGGGUUGGCAUGGUGGUGGUGGUGGCUCUGCGGUGAAGGCUUCUUCCCAGUCUAUCUUUUACCUUGAUUCCAAUCUGGAGGGCCAGCAGAAACAGGUGGACCCGGAGAUAUUCCGCGUGUUCUACACCUUCUGGAAGGAGACUGAGGCCGAGGCUCAGGAAGUGGCCCUGCCGGCCUCUGCCCUGGAGCACUUGGAGGCUAAUGAGUGUGUCUUCAAGCUGUCCUCUUCGGUCAAGACCAGCCACGGCGUGGGCAAGAUCGCCAUGACACAGAGACGGCUGUUCCUGCUGACCGAAGGACGACCCGGGUACAUGGAGGUCACCAAGUUCAGAGACAUUGAGGAGGUGAAGAUCUCCUCUGCUCCCUUCCUACUGCUGAGGAUCCCGUCUUUGAAGAUCAAGACCACCCUGAGGAAGGAGACAUUCGAGGUCAACCUGAAGUCAGAGGUUGAGCUCUGGCACCUCAUGGUCAAGGAGAUGUGGGCUGGAAGGAAGAUGGCCGACGACCACAAGGACCCCCAGUAUAUGCAGCAGGCUCUGACCAACGCCCUGUUGAUGGAUGCAGUGGUUGGCUGUCUGCAGUCACAAAAGGCCAUUUUUGCUGCAACCAAGCUGGCACACUUUGACAGAAUGAAACUGGAAGUCCCGCUGAUGGUCCCUAAAUCCACGUCAGAGACCCUGAAACACAAGAUCAACCCUUCUCUGGGCCUGACCAGCCCCCAGGCAGUGGAUGUUCUGCUUUACACCCCAGGCCAGCUGGGUGUGUCGCCUGACUCUGAGGGUGAUGGGAACCCCAAACUGUGGUGUGCCCUGAGUGACGGGAAGGUGGUGGUGUUUGAUGCAGCCAGCUGGUCCAUGCAGCAGAACCAAGUCCAAGUGGGAACUUCACAAGUGAACUGCAUGCUGGGAGUGGACCGGCAGCAAGUGUGGAUUGGCUCCCAGGAUUCAGUAAUUUACAUAAUCAGCACCCGCAGCAUGUCCUGUAACAAGCAACUGACAGACCACCGCAGUGAGGUCACAGGGCUGUCCCUAGGGGAACGCAGCGAGAAAUACAGCCCCAAGCUGGCAUACUCCUGCAGUGCGGAGGGUGCAGUGAUAGUGUGGGACGUGUCCACGUUACAGGUCAGGAAACAGUUCCGGGUCUCCUGCGACGGUCUCCAGUCCGUUCAGCUCUGCAAUGGAACCCUAUGGUGCUGUGCCAGAGACUGCAUUAUGGAGGUGUGGAAAAACGGAAUGUUACAUCGCAAGAUCUCCCUUCCUGAGCAGCUCUGUGGCUCCCCAACUGCCUUCAGCAGCCUUCUGCUCUACCAUGAGAGGGAGCAGCUGUGGACGGCCUGUAUAGACGUAGGGGAGCUGUGUGUGUGGCACCUCGGGGAGCUCACCAAGCCUUUCCAGAGGAUCCAGCUGCCUGACUGUGCAGGCGUCACCUGCCUUAUUAAGGUCAAAAACCAGAUCUGGGUUGGGGGCCGAGGUUGGAGUUCGGGGAAGUCCAGGGGGAAGAUCUACGUAGUGGAUGCCCAGCGACACACGGUGGAGAAGGAGCUGGUAGCUCACACAGACUGUGUCCAGGCACUGUGCUCCGCAGAGGACCGCUAUGUGCUGAGUGGGGCAGCCCGUGAGGACGGAAAGAUAGCCAUCUGGAAAGUGGAGUAACUUGAGUGAAAAUUCAACACUGCCACCUGGUAGCUGGGGGUCAGAACAGGAUCGUGUUCAGUAGGCACCAAACCGUAGAAAAUGGACUGAAACAGGAACUUGUUCAAUAAGAAACGCUCAAAUUGUUUUGCUAAGGUGUGCCCUAAUAACCCAGGUGAUUAUGAACAGUUGGGAAAUCAACUCUUGUCAUGAUUUGUGAUUGCCUGUGGAUGGAUGACCAACCCAAAGUUCACCUGAUUGCAUAGGAUGUCUUUUAAUUGAUGGGAAUAAACUUUCCAACCUAUAGUUUUAAACGCAUGUAUCUUAUUGUUUAUGUUCAAUGGAAACUAUUUAGGUAUUUGUUUCAUUAGUCCAUUGUUGAUAUAAUCCCAACAUGUUUUGAAUAUCAGAAAUACAUUUUUCAAGAUAUUUAAUUUAAAAAAUACUGAAAUACUGCCGUUGUGAUGCAUUUUUGGACUAUAUCAGCAAUGGACUAAUGAAACAAAUACCAAAACAGUUUUGGGUGUCAUUUUCCUUUUAAGCGGUACACUGCUUAUUGUAUUAUUUACAUCAAAGGAGGAACCUUAGAUGUUUUUAUAUUGGGAUGCUUCACAGGUUACUCACAUCCAAAUAAGUAUUUCAUAUUUAAUGUAUGUGCUUUUUCUUCUAAAUAUGUUUUUGUAUGUUUAAUACACUCAACCCAAACUAUGCAUUUUAGUGUUAUUAAAAUGUUUAAUGUA